This is a messenger RNA of Laetiporus sulphureus 93-53, 680 nucleotides long. RefSeq lists its product as uncharacterized. The record is from RefSeq and is a predicted model, not a curated record. Lineage: Eukaryota; Fungi; Basidiomycota; Agaricomycetes; Polyporales; Laetiporaceae. The transcript has 3 exons. Bases 194 to 520 code for a protein of 108 amino acids.
CGCGAGCAGAUGCAAGUCGCCUCUGGUAGGGAAAGUGACUGGCAGAAGUCAUGCUCAAGAAACAACCCGCUCCCAAAGACUUCCUUGAAUUUAUCGGUCGGAACGCGCUUAUCACCUGAUUCACUUAUAAGAGCAGCUCUCACCAUGUUCCGAAGUCUGGAGAAGCCCUCAGCCCGCUUGGCUCACUCGACAUAUGUGCUACCAUCUAGUCACAUAUUAUGAAUACCUCUGCGCUCACCAAGUUCCUACAAGACGCCAUUAUAUCGACUGCAAUCAACUGACUUGCAGACUGAGUCGAUUCCACAAUCCCGUUGACCAUGACUGCGAAGCCGACUGUACCGCAAUCAUUUUACCUGACCAACAUAUCGUGAUGGAGAGGAGACCGGAGCAGUGCUUCACUUGCCGCGGGCUGCCUACGCCGCCCGUUCAAGGGCCAGACGUAGCUGGCGGAAUGAAUGGUCACGGUGAACAUGACUCUGAACCUGAAUCCAGUUCGGAUGAGGAGGAAGACGCACAAUAAGCAUGGGAUAUGCUCUGAUUGGGACGGCGGCUUGAACUGUAUUUACGGCGACAUGUCAUGGAUAGUCGUGUUCCACGGUAAUUGUAACGAUACUUCUGUAUGCAGUGUGUAGGAGGCGUUGCCGGGGGUGGAAAUCGACAUGCAGGGAAGGACUGAUGGC